Molecule: messenger RNA, 2471 nt
Organism: Somion occarium
Lineage: Eukaryota; Fungi; Basidiomycota; Agaricomycetes; Polyporales; Cerrenaceae
Source: the annotation of a GenBank genome assembly
GUCAGCCUUGUCGCGGGCCACUCUCUCCUCCUUUGUAAGCUUGUCGUAGUCGUCUGCGCUCGUCGACAUCUUCGUGGAUCGAGUAUAAGAAAGCUACACGUGAUCUUGCUCGAUCUUAACAGCGCGUUUUUCACACGCCCAUUCUCAGCCUGAGACGUCCAGCCUCCUUGAGCCUCCAAGGCCACAAUCGGGCUCAGUACUUAUUCCCUACAUCCUAGAGGAGCUUGCUUGUUUCGUGCUACUAUCUGUUUGGACAUCUCAACGCUGCACGCUCGUCAACGAGCUAGACUAUGGCCAGUAAUGACGUUUGGGCGGACUUUGAGACUCUACGACAUAACGUAAAACAGAACACGGUAGACAAGUUGAAACACAUCGUGGUGAACUUGAACGAGGAAUGUCGCGCCAACCUCACGAAAUCGGGCAAGAAACAAGAGCUUAUUGACAAGAUUAUCAACAAAUUAGACAUUUGGAAGCGGACAAACGACAUCGAUACCUGGGUCAAGGCGAAAACUAUCUUGAACUCAGCUCGACAGGAUUCCUAUCCCGCACGCCGUACACCUUCAUAUCCGGCUACUGCUACGUUCAAUACCUACCAAGCCCCCAAUCCUGCAGGUUCUAACAUUGUAUUCCAACCGCCCACCGUGGCUAGCACGAGCUCCCUGCCUCGUUAUGAUCCAUAUGCUCCGCCUCGUCGUCCUCCUGUACCCGCUACUCCAGCCGCUGCAGCUGGAUCUCCUAGUGAGCUAAGUGUACCCACAUGCCCUGCAACUCUCAUCAUGGUUAUAGGUAUCCGCUUCAAAACCUCCCCUUUCUUCCGAGUGGAACGGGCCAUAUCAAAUGUUGUAGAAUGUCCAGAAUCCUCGAGCCAGAUGGACAGGAAGUCACAGACAUUGACAUUUAUCAUGAACAAUGACCUGUUACAGAAACUGCAGUCACCAAGUCCAAAGUAUCAGCUUAGGCUUUACUGCACUUCGUCCACUUAUUACACUCCAACACCGGCUUUCCGCCCAAAUCUCGCGUGCCCCAUCGAAUUUCCACCCACUUGUGAAGUUCGCGUCAACGGCGUGCAACUUCAAGCGAACCUGAAAGGCAUGAAGAAGAAACCCGGCACAGCGCCUCCCCCUGAUGUGGGCAAAUCGGUGCGAACAUCGCUCGGCGCUCAGAAUCGGGUCGAAAUGGUUUAUGUCAAUAGUAGCCAGCAACCUGUUCAGACCAAGCAGAAGUAUUAUAUGGUCGCCAUGCUCGUUGAGGUGACUACUGUGGAUCAACUCAUCGAUCGUCUUCGCAAGGGCAAAUAUAAGAGUAACACGGAGAUCCUGGCAAAGAUGCGGCGGCAGGUGGAUGAAGAAGAUGAAAUUGUAGCUGGGCACCAGAAGAUGUCACUAAAGUGUCCCUUGAGCUACAUGCGUAUAACGACACCAUGUCGUUCUUGGCAGUGUGUACAUCCACAGUGUUUCGAUGCGUACUCAUGGUUUUCCGUGAUGGAACAAACCACCACAUGGAUGUGCCCUGUUUGCGAGAAGGUCCUCAAUGUGGAAGAUCUUAUCAUUGACGGGUACUUCGAUGAAAUUCUCAAAGCAACACCAGAGGAGGUAGAAGACGUCAUCGUGGAACCAGAUGGCGAGUGGCAUACUUCCGACGGUGUUUAUGGCUCUUCAGCGUGGAAGGCGGCUCAUGCGAAAGCGAAGGCUUCCUCGACAGUGGGUACUGUCAAGAAGCGUUCACCAUCACCCACGAAACCUUCUAUCAAGCAAGAGGAUGGCGGGAAACCUUCGGGCCCAUUGAAUGCAGAAAUUGUUAUCCUCGAUUCUGAUGAUGAAGAUGAAGGUCGAGUGAAAAGGGAGCUAUCACCAUCCUACGAUAGCACUCAGAAGAGUGGUCGGACCACUGCCCAAUCAUCGCUAGCGAGCCUACCAGCGCCGUCACAGGCGUCCGAUGUCAUUGAUCUAACUCUCGAUUCAGAUGAUGAGGAGCCACCUCCUCGGGCGCCUGCACCGUCGAAGAAGAGAUGUUCAGACGAGCGAGACAUUCAGUCUCCAACGGAACCGAUCUGGAAGAAAUCUCGGACAGACAAUGUGCCAUCUUCCUCGGGCGUGGGUCUUCACCUUCCCCAAGGGUACACCCCACCCUCUUCCGCAAGGCCGCUUCCAUCUUCACCAACAUCUUUAUCAUCGAGUGGUCGGUACCAUGCUUCGUACCCAAUCCCAUCAUAUCCUUACUCUCCGCCGUAUGAAUCUCCCACAGCUCCCGUAGGACCUGCCCAUCUACCGCCACGUCCUGUCACGAAUGGGCUGAACGGGCGGUUCCCUGACGCUGGAAAUCAGUAUUUAUCGAGACCGAAUGGAUCAAGUGCUUCGUCGUCGUCGAGUGCAUGGCGAUGAGAUAUUUUUGGCUUGGAGUCAGUAGUUUACUACGAUAUAUGGAUGUAGUUUAAUGGUGCUAAUGAUACAUUGUUAUCGUCUUGUCUUGAC